Molecule: messenger RNA, 866 nt
Organism: Rhagoletis zephyria (snowberry fruit fly)
Lineage: Eukaryota; Metazoa; Arthropoda; Insecta; Diptera; Tephritidae
Molecular function (GO): nucleic acid binding
Source: RefSeq, a predicted model, not a curated record
CACUAUCGGCUAUAAGACUUAGAGAACUAGGUAUAUGGAAAGAAAGAACGAUCGGGCAUAGCAGUAUAAUUUCCCGUUUGCCACCUAAGUUGAGGCUGGCAACCGAUUACAUUCGACCUGAGGUAGAGUUUCACAGGCCUUUCGGGGCCAUUCUUCCGUCGAGAGCCGACUGGGAUGGGGAACUUGAUAUCUCUAUCUGGACACAUCAUAUGUACAUGGAUGGCUCCAAAAUGGAACGUGGAGUUGCAGCAGGUAUUAACUCUGAGUCACUGGGAGUAAAAGCAUCAAUUCAUCUGCCCGAUUUCGAGAGUGUCUUCCAAGCAGAAGAAUUCGCUAUAGCCGAAGGCUGCCAUCUCUUAGAACGUAGAGGAUUACGUCACGUCAUUAAGGCCUUAGCGUCUUUUACAACAAGGUCGAAACUAAUCAAGGAGUGUAGGACACUGUUAAAUACAGUAAGUCGUCAACUCGAUCUAGAUUUAGUUUGGGUCCCUGGUCAUAGCAACAUUCACGGAAAUGAGGCUGCAGACGAGUUAGCCAUUGGUGUCGAUCGAGGACCGGAUCUCAUCCCGAAUUGCAACCUUAUAUAAAGACAUAUUUCUCCACAAUCUCCGGAAAUCGGACCAAAGAGGGCCCACCGUGGCAGGCUGCCGAAUAUCCAAACUAUUGUGGCCUGCGUACAGCCCUGAGAGAACACAAAACCUACUAAGGAAACCCAGAUCUGACGUUACUAGGCUUGUUGCGACUCUUACUGGACAUUGGCCGAUUGGUACCCACGCGAAAAGGCUGGGAAUCGCCUACAACGACUUCUGUAGAAGCUGCAGAGAUGAGAACGAGCAGGAAAUAGUAGAGCUUUGUAAAUGUCCAGC